Messenger RNA from Kazachstania africana CBS 2517, 621 nucleotides. It is a transcript of the gene MATALPHA2, whose product is annotated as homeodomain mating type protein alpha2. The record is from RefSeq and is a predicted model, not a curated record. The transcript has a single exon. Gene Ontology annotation, molecular function: DNA binding. NCBI's taxonomy places the organism in Eukaryota, Fungi, Ascomycota, Saccharomycetes, Saccharomycetales, Saccharomycetaceae. The coding region runs from base 1 to 621 and encodes 206 amino acids.
AUGAACAAGAUUCAGAUUCAAGACUUGCUAAACUCACCAAGGGAUGUGGAUACUAAACAGGAGCUAAGAGAUAUCAACGAUAAGCUCUUCGCAUUAUGCUCUAAAUUACCUUCAUCCGAGGCCCUAUUGGAGGCAGAGUUCCAUUUAGAACUCAGAGAUAUAAUGCUAAAUCUUUCAAAACUACAAGAUACCUCCCGUAUGGGCAGCGAGGAGAAGCAUUUGGCGUAUACGGCACAUCAGCUCACGUGCACAAUGAUAACCCUAAUAAAAGGUAUGAAAAAUUUUCACGGUACAGGAGGUCACUCGUAUUCUUCUUCGAAGAGUGAAAGUGAUGAUAAAACGGUUUUCAACGUCGUUACACAGGAUAUGAUGAAUUUGAACAGGACCGGUAUUUCGUAUAGAGGCCACAGAUUUUCUAAGGAAAAUGUUAAAGUAUUAGAGCGAUGGUACACCGCGCAUAUAGAUAGACCAUACUUGAACAGACAAAGCACUGAAUACUUGAUCUCCAAGACAGGUCUCUCAAGAGUACAAAUCAAGAAUUGGGUUUCUAACAGGAGAAGAAAAGAGAAAAGUGUACAUGUCUCUCCAGAACUUAUCCAACUCCUUCAAAAAAAAUCUUAA